Saccostrea cuccullata (small rock oyster) is the source of this 4386-nucleotide messenger RNA. RefSeq names its product protein draper-like. Gene Ontology annotation, biological process: heterophilic cell-cell adhesion. Bases 74 to 1921 code for a protein of 615 amino acids. The transcript has 12 exons. Gene Ontology annotation, cellular component: focal adhesion. Lineage: Eukaryota; Metazoa; Mollusca; Bivalvia; Ostreida; Ostreidae. The record is from RefSeq and is a predicted model, not a curated record. Gene Ontology annotation, molecular function: scavenger receptor activity.
CUCACCGUAUGAAGCAUAUUCGUUAGAUGUUUUUAACUUCCUUGUCAGAAAGAAGGUGUUUAUAAACAAAGCAAUGUGGACUCUUAAAUUGCAUUCGAUGCUUUUAAUGGGGAUUACUCUCUCUUCUGGAUACAUGGACUUAUCUACAAAUAAACAAACAAACCAGUCCUUAACAAGACCAUGCCAUGUUCCUGCAUGUAAAAACUAUUACAUCUCAAGUAAUGCAGUAGAUAGAAACGAAAGUACGUGUACUAGAAGCAAAGUGAUUGGUGGAGACGGCACAAUUGAUUCGACAGUGUGGUGGAGAGUAGAUUUGGGCGAUAUUUACAGUGUUUACAGCAUCAGCAUUAUGUUUAAAAACUACGCUGGCUUCGAAGCUCGACAAAGAGGCCGCUUGGCAGGGUUUUCCCUCUAUUUAUCAGCGUCUACAGAUAGAACCAAUGAUUCCCUUUGUUACAGAGACGGACCAGAUUUACCUCCGUUGAAUUUCACGACAACUUGUACUGGAUACGGACGUUAUGCCAUAUUCUACAAUGAACGAUUGGAUGGAAUUGAUUAUCCGGAAGGAUACGAAAGGCGGUCAUAUACUGAAUUGUGCGAAGUGAUAGUGAAAGGUUGUAAUAAAACCUAUUAUGGAAGAACUUGUGAUAAGAAAUGUCCAGGGAAUUGUGAGAAUAAAGUUUGUAACAUUAUAAAUGGAACAUGCCCGAGAUGUACGCCAGGAUGGACAGGACCAUUUUGCAGAAAUAAGUGUUGGGGAGGAUGGCAUGGACUUGGUUGUAAACAAAGAUGUUCCGGGCAUUGUAAAAACAAGGAGACAUGUAAUCAUGUGACUGGCCGUUGUGAUGAUGGAUGUGCUGAUGGAUGGAUGGGAAUUCAAUGUGAAAAACCAUGUAAAGAUGGAAACUACGGUCCAGGCUGUAUUUAUAACUGCAGUGGUCACUGUCUGAAUGAUGUACACUGUAACAAACAAAAUGGACACUGUGACACAGGGUGUAAACCGGGAUAUUCAGGGAAUUUAUGUAACGCAGAAUGCAAUUCUGGAUACUUCGGGGCGCAAUGCAAAGGACUUUGCAGCCAGAAGUGUUUCAAUGAUGAGAUCUGUAAUCAUAUAAACGGAGUUUGUACAAAUGGAUGCAAGGAUGGAUAUACUGGAGAAAGAUGUAAUGAAAAAUGUUCACUGUCCUAUGGGGAAAACUGCCAAACCUUAUGCGGUGAAUAUUGUGUAGAUCGUUCAUGUGACAGAUUUUACGAAAUUUGUUUGUCUUGUUGCAAACGAAAAGCUUAUGGCGAGAAAUGCGAUCAAGGUUCGAAAAGAGCAGUGAGUGACCCUCAAAUCAAAGCACAUCAACUUGUCUUUCUUUGGUUAAAAUCUCAAGGUGACAUGUCAGAUUCCUUUUCCGGCAAAGCGCAUCUGUCUGCAGGAACCUCUGAAAUUGAAAGUGAAAGUAGGGGAAUUCCAGGAUUCUCAAUGGCGGUUGUCAUCAUCAUUGCUGUUUCGGUUAUUUUACUUAUCCGAUAUAAAAGAAAAUCUUCAGAGACCUCAGCAAAACAGAAAGAUCUACUUAACAUGAAGCAUAUUUCUAUCGUUGAAAGAGUGAACAGGGAAUCCUCGUCAGAACGUAAGCCCAUAAAAGUAAUCACCGGUAAUACGUGGGUUAUUCGAAAGGUAACAGUAGUAGCUGUUGAUUUCAAUGAGAAAGUGUACCUAGGCAUGUUUGAUAAAACCAACAUCACAUUUGCAAAGAAACCCAUUGGAAAAAUUUCUCAAACUUUAACAACAAUGGAUAUAACAGAUAAUUAUCUAACCUUAAAUACCAAAGAUGUUAUGCAAAUGGACAAAAAAAUUAUUAUAUUUUCUUUAAAGUCUGUUAUGGUAGAUGAAAACUUGUGCUUACAGAGAAAGAAAUACAGUCCAUGAUAAAAUGUUGAAUUGAAAAGAGAUCUAACACAUAAUUAAUUAAAUGGUCACAUGUUUUGAACAUAUCGUUCGCCUUGAAGAGCUGCCCAAGAAGAAUUUCUUUUAUUAUGUACAUUAGCGCACUAUAUUGGCAUAUGAAAUGAAUACAUCAAAACAGUAUCGAGAGACAAAGAAUUGUGCUUGAAAUAAAUGUAUUCUCCCUCAUCGUUGAACAUUCAACUUCAUAAUAUAGAUGAAAUGCAUUUCGUGGUGUCAAUCCAAAAACAAUUAGUAAAGGAGAUAUCCUUAAAAGUUUGAAAUGAAUGUUAUGAUUUUGUGAUAAUAACCUGAAACAUUAUAGAUCAUGACAAUAUGCAUACUUAAAAUUGUAUACAUCCCAAGUGGACUUUAUGAGUUAAAUAUAUUAAGUCAUUGACUUCACAGAGUUGUUUAACAAAAACAAUAUCUGUAGAACAAUGUCAAUUGACUUGGUUCCCUUUUGAACAUAAAAGGUAUGGAAAGGAAGUUUUUCUUCUUUAAUUCUCCUUGAAAUUGAUAAGUUAUAUCAUAUGACUUUAGUCCUCAAAGAAAGAAAUUGAAAUUGAAAAAUGACAUGUAUUUGAGGUAAAUUGUGUAUUUCUAGCUAAAUUAUGGUAAAUGAAUUAAAUUUUAAUCUUAUGGAGUAGGUUUUAUUUAUUUUUUUUAAUUCUUAGACAUUCAUUUGUAGCACGUUUUUGUGUAGUAUAUUAAUAUCCGUAUGAAUCAAUCAUUUGCCUAUGCAUACUGUAAUGUAAUUGUAUUAGACUUUAAAUUGUCAUUGUAAUGACUCUUUCACAAUUCAUGUAGGACUCAUUGUCCAUGUCCUCUGUAGUUAUGUAAAUAUAUGGUAUAUUUUGUUUUGUAAAGAAGUAACGAUACAUUUUUUGUUCAAAAGCCUUAGAUUUGCUAAUUUGGAGGAAUGUUACUCUGUGAUUGGUUGAAUAUAACCUCUUGAAACAUAAAAAAAACUGAUUGUCAAAUUUAGUCUUGUCAUAAACGAUUUUAAAGUUCGAGGAAUGUUACUCUGUCCAGUAUGUAUAACUGUAAAACCCCAAACAAUUAAUGUACUUCAAUGUUGAAAUUACGUUUGGUUAUAAACAAUUGUAAGGUUGGAGAAAUGUUACUCUGUCAAGAUUGUAUGACUAUAAGAUCUAAAAGCAUUAAUGUACAUCAAUGUUGAGAUUUAGUCUUGACAAAAACGAUUUUAAGAUCUGAAGGAAUAUUACUAUGUCUUUGGUAGAAUUUUAAGGUCAUAAAGUAUUAUAUUAUAUUAUAUUUGUUUGGAGGAAUGUUACUCUGUGUAAUUUGUAUAACCGUAGAGACUUAAAGCAUUAAUGUACUUCAAUGUUGAAAUUUAGUCUUGACAAAAAAGAGGCUAAGAUUUGGAUGUUAAUCUGUCUUUGGUAGAACUGUAAGGUCAUAUAGUAAUAUAUUGUAAUAUUUGGAGGAAUGUUACUCUGUGUAAUUUUAUUUGUAAGGUCUUGCAGCACUUAAUGUACUUCAAUGUUGAAAUUUAGUCUGGAUAUAAACGAUUUUAAGGUUGGAGGAUGGCUACUCUGUCUAGUUGUAUGACUGUAAGAUCUUAAAGCAUUAAUGUACUUCAAUGUUGAAAUUAAGUCUGCAUAUAAACGAUUUUAACGUUGGAGGAAUGUUACUCUGUCCACUUUGUGUGACUGUAACAUCUUAAGCAUUAAUGUACUUAGGUGUCGAAAUUUAGUCUUGACUUGAAUGAUUUAAAAAUUUAGAGGAAUGUUACUCCUGUAUUUGUUUAUGAGUCUAAGCAUUCAUGUUUUCUUGUGAACCUUUGCUGAUAUUGGCUUUUUUCACUGUCUCGAGAUGUCUACGAUAGUAGGGGAAAUCGGAGUAAUCAUGAUUUUAAAGAUUCAUUGCAUAAUACUUGUAUUAAUAAUUCAAUUUUCAUUAAAGAUGAUUAGCGAUGUAAUUGAGGAAUGUUACUCUGACUAUUCACAAAAAUAAAAGUUACAAUACCAAAUUGCACUGAAAGGAAACAUUUCUGAUUUUUUUUUAUCAUAAACAGACCUAGCACAAAAUACUCUUUGUAGGUAAACUGACUAAAGCAUAAGUCAAACCCAACCGAAAACCCAUAAAAGAGACUAAUAUAUGAGUCUCUUUUUAUUCUGCUAUCCCUUAUAUACAUUUUUCUCAAACCACGAAAAUUUGACCCCUCGAAAAUGUGUGAUUUAACAGAAAACGUAUCUCGAUCUGAAAGUGAAUCGUACAGAUUCAUACAAAUGUAUAACAUUUAAACAAUUAAUGUGCAGAAAUAUUAACCAUAUUUUUUCUUUCAGCGUGUGAGUUGGGCUAUUUUGGGUCCCGAUGUUCUCGGAAAUGUUCGGUAAAUUGCAUCAAUACAUUUGUUUGUAAGAAUACUGAUGGAGCUUGUCGUUGUGCGCCUGGCUGGACAGGGUCACCAACUUGCAACAUAG